Molecule: messenger RNA, 679 nt
Organism: Maylandia zebra (zebra mbuna)
Lineage: Eukaryota; Metazoa; Chordata; Actinopteri; Cichliformes; Cichlidae
Gene: lg7h15orf40
Product: linkage group 7 C15orf40 homolog
Cellular component (GO): cytoplasm
Source: RefSeq, a predicted model, not a curated record
GCUAGCAAGCUAACAGGUAGCCGGUAGAUGUUUUCCUGUUCAGGUCUUGCCGUAGCUUGUCUUUACCGUGUUAAAUUUAUACCGUCUCUGCAGCAGGCUAGAUCUGUCACUUUAAAGGCUGUAACGUUACCCAACCUUGUGCUGGUGCUCAGCUGCCGGUACAGAGCCCCUCUGCCCGGUGUCGCCCUGCACAGAAGGCACUACUCCAGAAACAGACAAAUGCCCAAAAAGGUGAAAGAACAGCUGGCAGGUUGUGGAGGAGCGGCCGUAGCAGAAGCCUGUGGUCCAGUAACCAAAGACAAAAGUGGUGCUGUAACCAUAAGAGUUCAUGCAAAGCCCGGCUCCAAACACAGCAGCAUCACAGAAGUUUCUACAGAGGCAGUAAGUGUUGCCAUCUCAGCACCACCUACAGAUGGAGAGGCCAAUGCUGAGCUUAUUCGCUACCUGGCUGAGGUUCUGGGCCUGAAGAAAAGUCACGUGUGUCUGGACAAGGGGUCCAGGUCCAGAGACAAAGUCAUCAAAGUGGACUCUUCUCUCAGUCCAGAGGAGGUGUUGAGGAAGCUCAGACAGGCUGUAGGCUGACAAGAGGGAUGUCAGUUUCCAGCAGUCAUCCAAACUUACCUGGAUCUGUGUUUAAAGUAAUUGUCCCUACAACUAAUAAACUAAUAGCUGGUUGUGC